AAGGGCAAGAGAAUACCCCUAUUAUGAAAUUUCAAUCUAAUAAUAAUUAAUGACAAAUAAAUAUAUUAAACUAUAACCGCCCUAAUAUUUCGAUUGUAUAAGCUGCUUUGUGAACAUAUGGUCACCGUCGUUAAAAGUAUCGAUAAAAGAAAAUCCAUUCAUCGAAAUAUUAACAAUUCUAUUAUUUUUGGUUUACUUUCCUCGUGUUGUUCAACGACUCAAUAAGGAAAUCAAAAUAAAAAAUGGGCGCGUUAGCAGAAGUUGCUGGUGAUGAAAAUAGCGGCGAAGGCUCACGCACAUUUGUGUUUCAAAACGAGGGACAUACUUUAGGCAAUGCUCUAAAAACGAUCAUUAGCAGAUAUCCGGAUGUUGAAUUUUGCGGUUACACUAUUCCUCAUCCAACUGAAAGCAAAAUGCAUUUUCGGAUACAAUCUAAUCAAAACAGAGCUAUCGACAUUUUAAAACGAGGCUUAGAUGAUUUAGAAUCUCUUUGUGAUCAUACUAUCAGCACGUUCGAGUCAGAAGUUAAAACGUAUAUUGAAACAAAUAAUAAGCCUGCGGUAAUAUAAUA
This is a messenger RNA of Bactrocera tryoni, 571 nucleotides long. It is a transcript of the gene l(2)37Cg, whose product is annotated as probable DNA-directed RNA polymerases I and III subunit RPAC2. The record is from RefSeq and is a predicted model, not a curated record. Lineage: Eukaryota; Metazoa; Arthropoda; Insecta; Diptera; Tephritidae. The coding region runs from base 243 to 569 and encodes 108 amino acids. Gene Ontology annotation, cellular component: RNA polymerase III complex; RNA polymerase I complex. Gene Ontology annotation, biological process: DNA-templated transcription. Gene Ontology annotation, molecular function: DNA-directed RNA polymerase activity; protein dimerization activity; DNA binding. The transcript is spliced from 2 exons.